CUGGAGCAAGGAAGGCCACCCCCUCCUCUACUAUUUGAAGGAGAUUUUCCAAUCCCAGUCAAAUGGUGGUGCUAGUUCUUUAGUUUUGAGCUUCUGCAUUUCCUAAUUUCAUGGUCACAACAGCCUCGGAACAGCUUCUACCAAAACUGAAAAUGCAGGCUCCAUGCUCAGCAGCUCUCUGACGGGCAGCAAAGGUUCAUGCCCCUUCUCCUGCCCUCUCUAGCACAAGAAGACAGUCUCUGAGGGACUUUCUUCUCCUCAAGUGGCCCGUCGGCUGCAGAGCGCUCCGCUGAGCGCCGGGACGGUUUGUGCCUCGCCGCCAGACACUGACCAUGACCAUGACCCUCCACACCAAAGCCUCCGGCAUGGCCUUGCUGCACCAGAUCCAGGCGGGCGAGCUGGAGCCCCUAAACCGCCCGCAGCUCAAGAUGCCCCUGGAGGAGUCUCAGGGCGAGGUGUUCCUGGACGGUGGCAAGCCCACGGUCUUCAACUACCCCGAGGGCACAGCGUACGAGUUCAACGCCGCCGCCGCCGCCGCCGCCUCUGCGCCGGUCUACGGCCAGUCGGGCCUCGCCUACGGCCCCGGGUCCGAGGCGGCCGCGGCUUUCGGCGCCAACAGCCUGGGCGGCUUCCCGCCGCUCAACAGCGUGUCCCCGAGCCCGCUGAUGCUCUUGCACCCGCCGCCGCAGCUCUCGCCCUUCCUGCACCCGCACGGCCAGCAGGUCCCCUUUUACCUGGAGAACGAGCCGAGCGGCUACGCGGUGCGCGAGGCCGGCGCCCCGGCCUUCUACAGGCCAAAUUCAGGUAAUCGACGCCAGAGUGGCCGAGAGAGAUUGGCCAGUAGCAGUGACAAAGGAAGUAUAACCCUGGAAUCAGCCAAGGAGACCCGCUACUGCGCAGUGUGCAAUGACUACGCCUCCGGCUACCAUUAUGGCGUUUGGUCCUGUGAGGGCUGUAAGGCCUUCUUCAAGAGAAGUAUUCAAGGGCAUAAUGACUACAUAUGUCCAGCUACCAACCAGUGCACGAUUGACAAAAACAGGAGGAAGAGCUGCCAGGCCUGCCGGCUCCGCAAGUGCUAUGAUGUGGGCAUGAUAAAAGGUGUUGGAAGAAAGAGAAUGGCAAUUUCAUCACUUCUACUAGGGAUACGGAAAGACCGAAGAGGUGGGAGAAUGUUGAAAUACAAGAGACAGAGAGAUGAUGAGGAGAGGAGGAAUGAGCCCUCUGGAGACAUGAGAGCUUCUAACCUUUGGCCAAGCCCUCUUGUAAUUAAGCACACUAAGAAGAACAGCCCAGCCUUGUCCUUGACAGCCGAACAGAUGGUCAGUGCCUUGUUGGAGGCUGAGCCCCCCUUAAUCUAUUCUGAGUAUGAUUCUACCAAACCUCUCAGUGAAGCAUCAAUGAUGGGCUUAUUGACCAGCCUGGCAGACAGGGAGCUGGUUCACAUGAUCAACUGGGCAAAGAGAGUGCCAGGUUUUGGGGAUUUGAUCCUCCACGAUCAGGUGCACCUUCUGGAAUGUGCCUGGCUAGAGAUCCUGAUGAUCGGUCUCAUCUGGCGCUCCAUGGAGCACCCCGGGAAGCUCCUGUUUGCUCCUAACUUGGUCUUGGACAGGAAUCAAGGUAGAUGUGUAGAGGGUAUGGUGGAGAUCUUUGACAUGUUGCUGGCGACAUCAACUCAGUUCCGUAUGAUGAAUCUGCAGGGAGAGGAGUUUGUGUGCCUCAAAUCUAUCAUUUUACUUAAUUCUGGAGUAUACACCUUUCUGUCCAGCACCUUGAAGUCUCUGGAAGAGAAGGAGCAUAUCCACCGGGUCCUGGACAAGAUCACAGACACUUUGAUCCACCUGAUGGCCAAAGCAGGCCUGACUCUGCAACAGCAGCAUCGGCGCCUGGCUCAGCUCCUCCUCAUCCUCUCCCACAUCCGGCACAUGAGUAACAAAGGCAUGGAGCAUCUGUACAACAUGAAGUGCAAGAACGUAGUGCCUCUGUAUGACCUGCUGCUGGAGAUGCUGGAGGCCCAUCGCCUGAACACACCCUCCAAUCCCAUGGGCCAGUCUCCAGAGGAGCCUAGCCAGAGCCAGCUGGCCACAAUGGGCUCCUCUUCAGCACAUUCCUUGCAAACGUAUUAUGUUCCCCAGGAAGCAGAGGGUUUCCCCAACACAGUCUGAGAGCUCCUGGCCUCCCCAAGGUUCUGAGAAUCCCUGUAGCCUUUUACCCGUCAUGCAUCACUUUAGCAGAACUCUGUCUCCUGCACACUCCAGCAUGCAUCCACUGCCAGUGGCUUUCUAAUAAGAGUUACUGUUCCUUUGCUUGCUCAGUUCUUAGUGACACAUCUUCUGUAGGGAACAGCCAAAGGGAUUCCAGGGCUAAAUCUUUAUAACAGCUCUCUUCCUCCCUUUGCUACAUUAUUAAGAAUGAGGAUUCCUGUGGCUCUGCACAACUGAACUCAGCCUAUGAGAUGACUGCAUGGAAGCUACUCAUUGAGACCCAGACCCGGAGAACAGACUUUUCACCUCUGCUAAGCACUUUGUAAUGGCUCCAAGAAUAAGCCUCAGGAAAGAAUUUAAAGUGGCUCCUUUAAUUGAUGACUUGGAGAAAGCUAACUCAAGGGUUCAUUAGAGCAUCUUCUUGUAUUCCUCUGUAAUGUGUCACUUUGUUAAAAAGUGAUAUUUUGACCUUGUUGCUCUGUCGCAUGGCUUUAGCACAAUAUUUGGUAAUUGUCUAUUCAUUUGCCCUAUAAGAAUACAAGAUUCACACAGGGAAGGAAGAUCCUUAAUUGUCAAGACCAUGUCAGCUUAAGCACUGAACCUUCAAGCUUGCUCAAGUUUCCACUGCUGGCUUCCCAGAGCACUACAUAUAUAGGUCAUGGGUUCCAGGUGAUCCUUGCUUCCCAAGGACCUAUGGGAAACAGCUAGUCAAUUUCAGUUAAGUCACUCCCACAUAGAUCAGUGUCCUCAUAUAAGGGACAAGUUCUAAUUCUAUUUUUCCUUUUAUAAAAGAAAGGCCCCGUCCUAUCCCCAGAACUUGCAGGAAAAGCAGAUUUAGGACCUGUUCUGGUGGGGUUUCACACUUACCAGCAGAGGGCACUCUGCUUGGAUCUUCCUGUGUGAUUUAACACUGAAUUAUUCAGAACUCAGCCAUGAUCAAGGGCAGUUUAAAUGAGCUGACAUACUGGUGAUACUUUUGGACUUGUUUUUCUUUAGCCCCAGGGCAUGGGACGAAAUAGUAAAUGUGCAUGAUGACUGUGGCUGCUAGAGAAUGGGAAGGUAAGGGAGAAACUGGAUAAAACUCUGCAACAGGGUCAUAGGGUGACCAGAUCACAGGCUGCAGGUGGUUUGUACCUCACAGAUCCUGCACUGCACAGCAGAGCUGGCCUGGAGUUGACUGAGUGGUUUCCCUCUUCUUCAUGCUCAUGUGGCACUGCUUGGAAGAAGUAACAUUAGCCAACUGCAUUCUCAGCCCAGCACAUUCCAGGCAGGGGAAGAGGAGGAGGGCAGGGAUUGGAAAAUUCACCCCCUCGGGCUGCUUGGGCCUGGUCAGACUACACAUGCCCUUGGUUAUUCAGAGCUCAUCCAAAAAUCAGCUAAUGAUCUUGGGAAGAGAAUACCCUUACUUCUCCAAACCGUCCCCCAACUCAUACCCUAAAACUGCACAAACCAGGAGAAGAAGACCAGAAUUGGUCCACAAGAAUUCUUUGACCAGUAGACUAAAAAAAGAAAGUAUUGCUCCAGCCACAGGGUUGCCUUCCUGGCCUUUGCUUCUCUAGUGCAAUUUUGAGUCAUUUCCUUUUCUUAAUGAAAAAGAAACUUUGGUUUCCUUCCCUGACUUCAAGUUCUAUAAUUCAAGCCUCAUUGAGAGGUGAGAUACGAGCCAACAACCCAGGUGAGCUGCGAGGCUUCUCUCAGUAUGUUCUGUUUGGAAAAGUGAGUUUCUUUAAUUUCUGGUUUCCCAGUUAAGUGACUACCAAAGGACUGGGAAACCAGGAGGGCCAAAAAUUUUUUAAAAGGUUUUUUCAUAUAUGUGCAUCUAAAUUUGGGAGAAGUUUUAUAUAUCUGUGCUAAGAAUAUGUUUAAGAACAUAAUUCUUUUGUUGUUUGUUUUUAAAGCACCUUAUAUAGUAUAAUAUAUAUUUUUUUGAGAUUGCAUUGCUUGUUUAUCAGACAAUUGAAUGUAAUAAUUCUGUUUUGGAUUUAAUUUGACUGGGUUAACGUGCAAAAACCAAGGAAAAAUAUUUUAGUUUUUUUGUAUACUUUUCAAGCUACCUUGUCAUGUAUGCAGUUUUGAUGCCUAAAGCCUGGUGAUUAUUCAUUUAAAUGAAGAUCACAUUUCAUAUCAACUUUUGUAUCCACAGUAGACAAAAUAGCGCUAAUCUACAUGCCUAUUGUUGGAUAUUGAAUGACAGACAAUCUUAUGUAGCAGAGAUUAUGCCUGAAAAGGAAAAUUAUUCAGGGCAGCUAAUUUUGCUUUUACCAAAAUACCAGUAGUAAUAUUUUUGGACAGUAGCUAAUGGGUCGGUGGGUUCUUUUUAAUGUUUGUACUGAGAUUUUUCUUUUAAAAAUAAAAUAAAAAACAAAAAAAAAUCUUCUAGGACUAUUGAUGAUGUAAUACCAGCUAAAUCCAAACAAUAAUACAGUGAAAGGUUUUACAUUAUUCAUCUACUGUGUUUGUAUUCAUGUUAAGAUACUACUACUUUUGAAAUGGGCAGAGAACAUCAGAUCGUUGAAAUGUUAGCCCAAGAGUUUCAAACAAUUUUGGAAAUCUCUUGUUAUUCUUAUUUGAAGUGCCAAUAGUGAGCUGCUGAUAUUUUUUAGCCUAUGUUGCUGUAGGGCAUAGGGGACAUGCUAAGAGAAUUUUCCCCCUGAUUUUCCUCCACUUUGAGGCAAUUUAAAGCUUGAAAGACAUGAUCCACUUGGAGAUUUGGGAUAAGGUGGAGAAGUGGGUUUGAGAAUUUGAAGAAUGGGAAACUAGGAAUAAGAAUAUUGAAAGAUUCUGGCAUCUGGGAUAUAUACCAGGUUUCAGAAUUCCAUUUCUGCACUGUAUCCAAAAUAACCAGCUCCAGUGACUGCCAUUUCCAACAUGGCAGCUUGAGUUCUGGAGAAGAAAGAGACAUAGACACUGAAGUCCAAAGAAUAGCUGGGGGUCUGUGUUUCUUUUAGCCAUCACCUAGCUUGCUGCAAUGAUUUUGUAAUACUAUCAUGCAGCAAUGAGAAAGACUAGGUUAUCUAAAGAGAAAAAUCCCCAUUGAUCUAGGGUGCAAAAUUCAGCCCCCAAGGAAGUGUAACCUUUGAUUCCCUAGUAGCCUUGAAAAUCUCUUUGACCAUGCCACAUCCUAUGCCUUUUGGGGACUGAAAAAAUAAGUGACUUACUGAUAAUUUACUUUUAAUCACAUUAAAAUGUUCUUACUUUGAAAUGGUAUACAUUCAAAUGGUCAUUGAUUUAGAGCUCCCUUGCUCCUACAUAAAACUAACUACAGAUCCCUUCCUGUUCAUAUUUUCCAACUUUGAAAUGGACUGUGGAUAUUAGGAAUGAUCACUAGGACCAUAGUAAUAUCUGACAUUCACAGGCAGAUCCUCUUGGAGAAACUAGUCCUUUGAAAGGCAAAUAGAGACAUACAGUAGCUCAUAAGGCAACCAUGAUUCUCUUUGGUGCAAGCCUUGGGAGGUUGAUCCACAUUACACUGCACACUUUUUAGAUUAACCCCCUGAAAAUUUACUCACUCUCACCUGGAGGAAAUGGAUUUAACUGUGGUCCCUGAUAUCCAUCUUUUCAUUAGUGUGAUUAUACUGUUUCUAGCUUCAUUUUUCCAUUGAAAGUGUGAGCUCUUCUUAAGUCACUUAAAAGUGUUUUCUAAGUAAUUGCUGCCUCUAUUAUGAUACUUCAACUUUGCACUGUUUUUUCAGAGACUAAAAAAUUUAUAUUCUUCUUUGUUUUUUUUGUUUUUGCAUCCAAAUGUGCCUGAACUUUUAAAAUAUGUAAAUGCUGCCAUGUUUCAAAUCCAUCUUUAGUGUGUGUGUACAGAGCUGUGCACCCUGGAAAUAACAUAUAGUCCCAUGAGCAGGUGCCUAAGACAUAGACCCCUUUGCACUAACAAAGAGGUCAUUGGUCAUAGAGACUUGAAUUAAUAAGUGACAUUAUGCCAGUUUAUGUUCUCUCACAGCUUAUAAACAAUGCUUUUUGUGCACUACAUAUUCUUCAGUAAAGAGCUCUUGUUUUAUGGGGAAAGGCUCAAAUGCCAAAUUGUAUUUGAUGGAUCCAUAUGCCCUUCUGCUGAUGCUACUAUUAUUGAUGUGAUUCCAGUCUGUCACAGCUUUGCUUUGUUUAAUGAAACACACUUGUAAACCUCUUUUGCACCUUGAAAAAGUAAAGAAUCCAGAGGGACACUUGAGCACCUCUAAGCCAAUUUUCUCAACCUAUUUGAUGUUCAAAUAAAGAAUAAAGAUAACAGA
Molecule: messenger RNA, 6439 nt
Organism: Heterocephalus glaber (naked mole-rat)
Lineage: Eukaryota; Metazoa; Chordata; Mammalia; Rodentia; Bathyergidae
Gene: Esr1
Product: estrogen receptor 1
Biological process (GO): steroid hormone receptor signaling pathway; regulation of DNA-templated transcription
Cellular component (GO): nucleus
Molecular function (GO): zinc ion binding; steroid binding; nuclear estrogen receptor activity
Source: RefSeq, a predicted model, not a curated record